GCAAUAUGCUGGUACAUGACAGAACCCCCCUCUCAAGGGAAUGCUCCAGAAGUCCCAAGAAUUGACCACACCAAAGGCUACUAUACUAAUCCACCGACCCGUCAGAAUCCAUGUCCUCAUCUACUGAGGGCAUCAGCUCAACCUCCUCCUCGCCAGUGGCGGAAUCAACCACCAAUGAGUUCAGUGUCAAGUUCAGAGUCAGACAGUCAAGUACGAGACUGCUCUUUGGUGGCACCGUGCCGGGCAGGAGGUCUAUGGUGGAGUCAUAUGGCCGAUGAGGGGGCAUCAAUAGCCAAAGCUGGGUUCACCGGAACCGGGGCUUGUGGAACCAGAGGUUGUGGUGACGACGGAGUAGCCAGUUUGAGUGAACAGCAGUUGGACAGUGCCCUGGAUCUCAUGAGGCGUCUGCCGCCUCAACAGAUCGAAAGGAACCUCAGUGACCUCAUUGACCUGGUGCCGGAUCUAACUGAGGACCUUCUUUCCUCAGUGGACCAGCCCCUGAAGAUUGCCCGGGACAAGGUUUUGGGAAAAGACUAUCUUCUUUGCGAUUACAAUCGGGAUGGUGACUCCUACAGAUCCCCGUGGAGUAAUAAAUACGACCCUCCCAUUGAUGAAGGUUCCAUGCCUUCAAGUCGCUUGAGGAAACUGGAGGUUGAAGCCAAUAACGCUUUUGACCAGUACAGAGACCUGUACUUUGAGGGUGGUGUAUCAUCAGUGUACCUCUGGGAUUUGGACCACGGCUUCGCUGGGGUUAUUCUCAUCAAAAAGGCUGGAGAUGGAUCUAAAAAGAUUAAAGGGUGCUGGGACUCCAUCCAUGUGGUGGAGGUGCAGGAGAAGUCCAGUGGCCGCAACGCUCACUACAAACUCACCUCCACCGUUAUGUUGUGGCUUCAGACGACCAAGAUUGACUCUGGAACCAUGAAUUUGGGGGGCAGCCUAACAAGACAAACAGAAAAAGACGAUACGGUUGGAGAGUCUUCGCCCCACAUCGCUAACAUUGGCCGCCUUGUUGAAGAGAUGGAGAACAAGAUUCGCUCCACAUUGAAUGACAUCUACUUUGGGAAGACCAAGGACAUUGUCAACGGACUUAGGAGUGUUUCAUCUCUGGCUGACAAGUCAAAGCAGGAGGCUCUCCAAAGCGAACUGUUCAAGGCACUCAAACUGAAAAACCAAAGCUAGAGAUGCUACUGUUCUGUCCGUUUCUCUCCGCCAUCUCUUCUCGUUUCUUUCCGUCUCUCCUUCACCGCCUCCUCCGUGCUGCACUCUUGUUUAUUUGUGGGAAAAAAAGACAAAUUGGAAAAAAAAGGAGAAAAAGCUAAGCUUUUCUCCUCCCCUUAUUCCGGUCACUUUUGUUUUUCAUGUAUCUAAAUGUUCUGAAGCCAUUCACUCACACUCCCUUCCAUAUUAUGAAACUAAUGAUAGCGUUAUGACGGUUAAUAAUAAUCUUGCGGUGUGAGGGUCGGCAUAGUACUAAUCCCCUCCCCUCCUCAGCAUUAUUAUCAGGCAGUCGGAACUGAUCUUUAUUUCCUCUCAGUUGAGGAGACAGACAUGCACAGGCUCAUUGUGUAUAACACAUUAUUUCCUUGCAUUCCCCCUAGAUUUAUUUGUCAAUUGAUAAUCGUCGUUUUCGUCUUCCUUCACAUGGAGGCUUUUGCCUUGUGUCGGAAGAUUUUACUUGUCAUCUGUCGGCAUGCAUGUGAGCCCAUGCGCAAGCGGGGAGCUGCAGUCAGUGGAAAUACUUCCCACCUUAACAAUGACCCCACCCCUCCCACCUUGCCACAAUGUGUAUAACAUGACUGUUUAACCCCCCCAUUCCCCCCUUUACAGUAUCUUUAACUCUUCUCUCUGCUCACCUUCCAUGUCUUUGUUUGGGGGGGGGGGGGGUGUCACAGUUUUUGUGUCAGUGGAAACCUUUGACCGUUUCCAUUUUGGAGGGGAAACUUUGUAUUUUGUUUUUGUUUUAAUUUUGUAAAGCUUAUGAUUCAUAUUGUAUUAGAGCCUCCAGCAACAAUAAAAAGUAAAAAAAGCUA
Corythoichthys intestinalis (scribbled pipefish) is the source of this 2030-nucleotide messenger RNA. RefSeq names its product F-actin-capping protein subunit beta. The transcript has 9 exons. Gene Ontology annotation, molecular function: actin filament binding. Bases 16 to 1179 code for a protein of 387 amino acids. Gene Ontology annotation, cellular component: F-actin capping protein complex; cytoplasm. NCBI's taxonomy places the organism in Eukaryota, Metazoa, Chordata, Actinopteri, Syngnathiformes, Syngnathidae. The record is from RefSeq and is a predicted model, not a curated record. Gene Ontology annotation, biological process: cell morphogenesis; regulation of lamellipodium assembly; negative regulation of filopodium assembly.